Molecule: messenger RNA, 2191 nt
Organism: Blastocystis hominis
Lineage: Eukaryota; Bigyra; Opalinata; Blastocystidae
Exons: 5
Coding region: 890-2191 (433 amino acids)
Source: RefSeq, a predicted model, not a curated record
CAACAGCAUCGAGGAUCGUUAGACAGUACAUUCGUUGAUUUGUCAGCACAAAUGAUGUUUGAUGUGGAUCGAAGGCACGUUGAAGAAAUAACACAGCACGGAAAUGUUCACAUAACAGUACUGGAGUAAUCCGCGUGUAUACAAUAUGAAAAGAAUAGUUGAAAAUAGUAUUAAUAUGCCACUUAAUAUCGAAUGUAAUAUAGGAAAUUGUUUGUUCUAUAUCAAUAUUUUUGGAGAAAAAAUCAAGAUGAUCGGGAGUUUCAUGCGGUACUGACUUAAAUCUUGGCAAUUUAUUGCGUAUCUAGUUGGGUACCAAUUCAAUUCUAUUGAUUAUCGAUGUGGGAUCUAAGAAAAUAGAUUUCAAAGUCUAGAAUUCGCUUUGAUCGAAAACAAGUCAAUGGAAGACCUCAGCAAAAAUAUUGAAACGGCAAAAGCUAUUAAAUGUCUGUUAAAAGACAAAUUAGGUGUUGAGUAUUCUCUUCCUGAGUACUUUUUCACCAAGGGGUGUAAAGCGCAGCUAAUGGUACAUUUUCUGUAGUAUUUCUAAUCUGCUAGUUUGACAAAGAAGAUCUAAAAGAAAGAUUUCCUGAUUGUAAUGUGUUGAUGUGUUUUGUGUAACUUUUAGUGAAUUUGAAUGAGAGCUAUUCGAUCUACACAAUUGAUGACGUUCAUGCAGAGGAAUAUAAUUAUGAAUCACUCAACACACAUCAUGUUCUUUGUAUCGAGAUUCCUCGAUUCUAGGGAAGUGAGGCCAGCAAGGAGGAAAAGCAAGAAGAAGAACAAAACGCGGUAACCCCCACUGAAGAUAUCUACCGAAUCAUCACGGAUUUGAUGCGAGACGACUUCGUAUGUGUCAAUAGACACUCUGUUAUCCCUAUAGAAUGACGAGAUGUUCAAUCAGGACCACUCCGUAUCGACUCCAGUGUCCCAAGAUUCUCCCAACUCACUCGCUGAACUUCUCUCCGUUUUCUACACGCUCCCCAAGCCGUCUCCUUUCGAAAAGGAAGACACGGUCGUCCUCCACGGCACGAGCGCUACCGUCGUGAAGCCAUCCUCGCUUCCUCUCGACCUGGCGAAGUACCUGGAAACCACGAUCCAAACGAACCAUCCGAACAUUCUCCCGCUCAAAGCGAUCGUUCACUCCCCUCCCUACAGCUUCGUGAUAGCCGACUACAACCAAUCGACCAUCGCUACCGUGCAGAAGUACAACAAGCACUUGCUACAGUCGUCGAUCGUCCGGCUCUUCAUCGCCUACCAAGCCAUCCAAGUGCUUUCCUUCCUCCACAGCCACGGAAUCGCCUGCCCUCGCUUCUCCACCGACUCGCUCAUCCUCACCGAGAAUCUCUGGCUCUUCCUCCCGCUCCCUACGCUCCAGCGCGUGCCGUAUCCGGUCGCCACGCCGCACACGCAGCUGCUGAAGCUGACGGACGCCUGGGUGAACGGACAGCUGACGAACUUCGAUUACGUGAUGUAUCUGAACGACGCGGCGGGCCGUCGAAUGGACGACAGCAACUUCCACUGCAUCAUGCCGUGGGUGUGCGACUUCACGUCGCAGACGGGAGGCUGGCGCGAUUUCAGCAUCUCGAAGUUCCGAAUGAACAAAGGAGACAAUCAGCUGGACGUGAGUUAUGAGCACAGCGUGCCGAAGCAUCACAUCAGCGAGUCGUUAUCGGAGUUGACGUAUGCGAUCUAUAUGGCUCGGUGCAUGCCGAUUUCUCUGCUCCGCGUGGUGGUUCGGAGCAAUUUCCAGAGCAAGGAAUAUCCGGGAAACAUGCUGCGAAUGUUCGAAUGGACGCCCGACGAAUGCAUUCCGGAGUAUUUCACCGAUCCCUCCGUGUUCACUUCGCAGCAUCCCAACAUGGAGGACAUGGAGCUUCCGGAAUGGUGUCCCGAGCCGGAAUCGUUCAUUCGCUGGCAUCGAAGCAUGCUCGAAAGCGACUAUGUCUCCAAUCAUCUUCAUCUCUGGAUCAAUCUGAACUUCGGGUAUCAGCUCUCAGGCCAGGCUGCAGUGGAUGCGAAAAACGUGCCGCUCGUUCAGGAUUCUGUGAGCGGACUCACCAAAAACCCGGGGUUUGUGCAGCUCUUCACACAGCCGCAUCCGCAGCGAAUGCGCAAUGGGAAAGGCGAGGUGAUUUUCACGCAAGUAUCCACGCGAAGCCAUCAAGAUAUCCUAUUAGUAUUAUUGAUUUGA